Molecule: messenger RNA, 2880 nt
Organism: Coregonus clupeaformis (lake whitefish)
Lineage: Eukaryota; Metazoa; Chordata; Actinopteri; Salmoniformes; Salmonidae
Gene: fam149a
Product: family with sequence similarity 149 member A
Exons: 15
Coding region: 202-2334 (710 amino acids)
Source: RefSeq, a predicted model, not a curated record
CCCUGGGGUUUGCCCUGACCUUUACUGUACCAGCCAGAGAGGAGGCAGGAGAGGAGGAACCCUGGGCUGGAAAUGCGUGAGUGUGGGCUGAGGUGUGAGGGGCUCAGUGCUAAGGUGGCCAGCCAGGUCAGACAGCUGAGGAGGAGGCAGUGGACAACCCCUGGCUCUUUGGCUCCAGGCACCUCUAGGGAGGGAGAGUAGAUGCCUGCUGCUGCCGUUACCCAGGGUGUACCCCUCAGCCUGGGGGCCCUGCCUGGCUCCAGCCUCCCCCUGCUGCUCCACCCGCUCCACAUGGACUACUGUAGGCUAGGGGACCACAGCAGGGGCAGGGGACUCAUUGUCAUAGGGAUAAAGCUGGUCAGAGAGAGGAGCGUUUUCUCAAUCCCUUCCCUCUUCACCCGAGGCAGUCAAGGAGGAGCCAUUGCAAGUCAGCUGAGGCACUGUGCUUCAAAUCAAUCAUGUGAACCAUUUGAGUUGUCUUCGUACCAGUCUUCCUGUGGAGGAGUGACCCCUGAGAGACGCCUCACCUGCUGGUCUGACACUCAGAGCUGUGCUACAGGCCUCUCUACUGAACAGAGCUCCCUCUACUCAUGGAGAUACGAUGAGUUUGACAGAGUGAACACCCAGCGUGUGCAUCAGCUGUUCAGUGAUGUGGACGAGCUGCUCUAUGAAGGGAGGGUGAACAGCAGCAGCUCCCUGCUACUACAGGAGGAGUGUCAGGAGUGGAACGGACAUUCCCCACACCUCAGGAUUCUGGGUUAUCAGCUGGAGUCGCCCAAUCAGGAGGGGUUUCAGUACAUCCACAGGAGAGUGGUGGCCAGCGGAGGGAGAGGGAGUGCAGUGCUGCACCCGUGUGUGGACAAGAGGGAGGACUCUGGAGAGUUAUAUGUUGAAGGUCAUGGUCUUUCCCCAACUCCCUGCACAUUGCAGGGGGCAACCCCUCCCUCCCACUCUCUCUGUGAUCACUCCUCCCUUCUACAAGAAGAGGUCUACGAGGCAGAGGGAAGGAUGGAGGAAUUUCUUGCCUAUGAUGCCAAAGACACGGAGGAUGAGUGGGUGGGUCAGAGAGGAGCCUGGGGGUCUGCUGGGGCGGGGGCGGCAGGGAGGUCCGGGGUUCCCCCUGUGUCUCCCCACGCCUGUAUCAGGGAUGCCGUGGCUGACGAGGCCUUUGAUGACGUGUGGAGGGAGGUGGUGAACUCUCUGGGGGAGCUCCUCCACAAACACUGGCAGAGACAAAUCACUGGUGGAGCAGGUCACAGAGGAGCGUUGGAGGCUCUUGGUGGAGUCCUGGGUGAUCCCUCUCCUCACAUCAACAGUACAUGUCAGCGUGUCCCUCUCUCCAGGGGCUCCAACACACAUAGCAUGCUGCUGUGGUCCAACUGUUGCCCCAGCACACAGGCCUCUCAGGUAUUAUCAAGCGCCUUCAAGAUUAAUUUAAACGGUGUUAUGACAAUCCAAGCUAAGCCUCUUCAACAAAGACAACACGGAUUUGCAGAGAAGUCUCAUUAUGAUCUGGAGGACAGACCCAGAAGAGCUCCAGCCCCCACUGUGUCUCCAUCCAGGAGAGCAUGUAGUACUUCCUCUCACAGAGCCCCAGCUCCAGCCCCAGGCCCAGGCCCAGCUCCAGCCCACAGAGGCCUACCCCUGCCCAGGCUCCGUAUCUGCUCCAGACCCAGCUCCACCUUCACAAGUACCAGCUCCAGGGGCAGGGCCAGGAGCUGCCUCAUCCCCAGACAUACUGUCCCCAGACACCAGGUCAUCAGAGGAACCAGACUGACCACAGUGACAGAAGGACAGCCGUCCCCUAUCCUCAGUUCACUACAGAACCAGAGGCUCCUCCCCCUUCUCCAUGCUGACCAAUCAGAGCUGGAGCCCUCAGUGUCCACUGCUGCACCCAUGCAGCUCAGGGGGAGGAUUCUGCAAGGACAUGCCACUGUACCCAUCUCCAUCCUUCCACCCCUCAGAGAGCCCACUCCGCUGUUGGAGUCCCUGUCUCGUCCCAACACCACACACACACUCCGGUCAGACACACCCAUGAAGCGAUCAUUCACUCCCAUGGAUUUCACCUGCCACAUGAAGACUGGGAAAGGACCUCACUCAGGUGACUGUGCUCUGAUUGGAGUGACAGGCUUUGGCGUGGGCAUCACCUGCUCCACCUCCAGCGGCUUCUCCGAGAGCACCAUGACAACGAGGAGACGCCAGCGCCCGCCAUCCUCCUCUGUGGAGGGAGAGAGUGGGACCAGACCCCUGCUCUUAGGUGUUCCUCAUCAACGUAAAGUGUUUGGUCGGUUUCCUGGGCAUGUGAAGAAGAGACUCCAGGUGGUGUUGUCAUAGCAGCAUAGUCCGGACAGGAAGACAGGAAGAACAGAAUGCAUCAGGAACACCAACACUUUAAUUAAUGGGUGUGACUAGAUGGAGUACAGCUACGGAUGAGAUUUACCAUUGAACUACCGCAAGAGUUUGGAAGCCAGUCGGAGUUGGAUAUCACUUUUCAUUGCUAUGGCGAUAGCUAGCUAGCCUCCCAGACAGUGGCUAUCUAGAGGUAGAACAGCAAUGUGCAGAUAGCGUGUGGACAAUAAGGACAGAGUUUUCAUUUGAAAAGACCACAUUUAGGCUGCAACGGCAUUUUGCAGGACAAAUCUGCUUGGUUAUAUUGUAUCUGCCGUUUAAUUAGAUACAUUGUAGUUUAUUUUAAAAUGUGCUUAAUGAGCCAUGUUAGGAGGAAAAGCAUGAACUAGGUCCUACUUGUAUGUUUUGUAUAGAAAUGUCACAGUGUCUUGAAUACCCUAGGUUUUUCAAGGAAUGAUCAUUCAUUCAAAUAUUAUUUUGAAGUUGUAAAGAUAUAAUUUUGUGUUAUGCAAUAAAUGGCUAUUUCUGUUA